GUGGAACAGCCCGCGGUGGCGUCGCUGGUGGCGGAUUGUACGGAGGGUGGUGUUCAGGUUCUCCAUUAACGCGCCCCACAAGAUAUUUGUAAACCUUUCUGGUAUAUUCAUGUUAAAUUGAAUUGAUUUUUGUUUUAGAAAUCCUUUUUCUUUUUCUUUUUGUUCUUUGAUUGAUUUUUAGUGGUUUUUGCUCUGAUCCAAUUUCUUGGAAUUUCAUAUAAAUUGAAUUAGUUGAACAAAUUUCAGUUUUUAGAAUUUUAAAAUGAGAUAGAAAUUUAGUCCAGUGAAUGGAGCGGGCAGCUUGUGUGGUGCCCUAAACCAUUGACCGCGGUUUCGUGGGUUCGAGACAUCGCGGAGUCCAUCCAGGUCGAGAGAUGUCCGGCGGCGGAGAGGCGGCGGGGGUGCAAAAUGUGGUGGUGAUGCGGCACGGCGACCGGAUCGACCACCUGGAGCCGCUCUGGGUAGCGCAGGCGCAGCGUCCUUGGGAUCCGCCGCUAGCCGACGAGGGCCGAAUCCGGGCGUGGACCGCAGGGAAGCGGCUUCGUGAUUCCGGAUUUCCGAUCCAUCGCGUCGUCGUCUCCCCCUUCCUUCGCUGCUUGCAGACAGCCGCCGAGGUCGUCCGCGCCCUCUGCUGCGUGGUCGACGACCACCAGCUCCUGCUCUCCAUGGAGACGAGCCGCGAUGCCAUCCUCGAUCCCUCUCGUGUCAAGAUUUCAAUUGAGUAUGGAUUAUGUGAGAUGCUAAACACGACAGCACUAGGCCAUAACAUAGCUCCCGAAGAUGAGAAAUGGUUUCCCCAUAUCUCUGAGCUUGAAGCCUCAUUACCAGCAGGAACAAUCGAUCAUUCUGCAGAGAGUAUCUAUAAAGAGGUCUCUCUCUCCCGAUUCAGUUUGAUCAUCGUUUACCACAAUGUGUUUCUUCAUCUGUUUUGUUUCCUUCAGCUGCCUCAAUGGGAAGAAUCAGUUGCCGGAGCCAGGAACAGAUACGCAACCGUAAUCCAGUCUCUGGCCGACAGAUACCCCAACGAAAACUUGUUGUUAGUUUCACACGGUGAGGCUGUUGGUACUGCGGUCGCCUCGUACGUGGAGAAUACGAUGGUUUAUGAAGCUGAAUACUGCGCUCGUUGCCAUCUGCGAAGAAACACUUUGUCGAGCUUUGAGGUGCUCAACGAGAGUGGCCACAUGGGUGUAUUUUAUAGCAUUGCUCCCGAUUUCUCAUCUUGUUAGCUUAAAUCGUUUUAUUUGUUUGUAUAACAUUCCUUAUUCUUCAAUUGUUGGACAAUUGAUAUUAUAAAAUCAGCCUCAGUUUUUUAGUA
Molecule: messenger RNA, 1315 nt
Organism: Zingiber officinale
Lineage: Eukaryota; Viridiplantae; Streptophyta; Magnoliopsida; Zingiberales; Zingiberaceae
Exons: 3
Coding region: 375-1226 (283 amino acids)
Source: RefSeq, a predicted model, not a curated record